Molecule: messenger RNA, 528 nt
Organism: Rodentolepis nana
Lineage: Eukaryota; Metazoa; Platyhelminthes; Cestoda; Cyclophyllidea; Hymenolepididae
Source: the annotation of a GenBank genome assembly
AUGACACCUCCACUGUCGUUCCUCAAACCAAGGUUGAUCGACCUUAUGGUGCUCUACCUUCAACCCUCGGUCUUCCUCAAGGAGCUCGUGCUUCCCUUCCUCGAGCCAUGAGAUGGUAUUAGUCCUGAGAUGAUGGAACAUGUCAAGUCUGUUUAUUACGCCCUUGGGGCGCCUGUAGACUUUGAUGAAGUAUCACUUGACACAAACGCCGGUGAUGAGUCCGUUAAGGAAGCCAUUUUGGCGGUGCAAAGGAAUGGAGUGGCCUUGAAGGGUGGCAUUAAAACUGUACCGGGAAUGAAGUCGAAGAAUCUGAUGAUUCGGAAGGAGUUAGACCUCUUCGCUUACGUACAACGAUGCUACAGUUUUCCGGGCGUAAUAACUCGCCACAAGGACGUUGAUAUUGUUGUCAUUCGUGAAAAUACCGAAGGCGAAUAUAGUCAGGUAAGGCUAAUUGACAGUUUCGUUGUGUAUUUUAACCUGAAGUCGAUUUUUCUUUACGCUCCUUUUCAUGAAUCACUAUUUAAAUAA